Teleopsis dalmanni is the source of this 834-nucleotide messenger RNA. RefSeq lists its product as uncharacterized. The transcript is spliced from 3 exons. The record is from RefSeq and is a predicted model, not a curated record. The coding region runs from base 104 to 550 and encodes 148 amino acids. Lineage: Eukaryota; Metazoa; Arthropoda; Insecta; Diptera; Diopsidae.
UCGCGUCUUAUAAUUAUUUCAAAUAAUUUCUAAUUGUACAUUUCAUUAUAAUUAAUUUUUAACUAAGUUCAAGUUAAAAAUCUGCAAUUAAAGUAAAGUAAUAAUGGAAUCCAUACAAAAUAAAACCGACGCUAUGGAAUUAUUGCGCUAUGCAAUUGAGUUAGAAUAUACCGGAGAUAUUAAAAAAGCCAUAGAGUUUUAUCAAAAGGCCAUAAAUGAAUUUAUUAAAGAAAUGGAAAAACAACCGACGGAGGCUCUUUAUGGUCUUUACUUUAAUUUUGUUUUGAAAUAUAUUGAUAGGAUUCAAGAUCUAAAGAACAAAUUUCCAGAAAUAGUUAAGGAACCCACUCUUGAAGAAGAUUCUUCAAAGGCCUUAAAUUGCACCAUGGAUCAGAAGGAGAUAAAGGACAACGACGAACCGUCUGGUGAGACUCAAAAAGACACUGUUACUGAUAACAGUAAUGGGGACUAUGCCGGUUUAACAGAUUCCACAAUUGACGAAGACUAUACCGGAGGAGAUGGUAUUACAUCUGUUGAACAUCGCUCUUAAAUUCCUGAACAGCCUUUACUGACAAAUUGUCAACAAAAAAACAAAAAAAUUGUUAAUUAAAAUGAUACAUUCAAAUUUAUUUAAUAUAUAUGAUGGAGGACUUACUUUUUAGCUUCAAUAACUGGAAGUUAUGGAAACUCAAUAGGAAUCAAAAAAAAAACCUCAAAAAACCAAAAAAAAAUAUGAACAAAAAGAAAAAAACGAAACAAAAAAAAAGAAAUUAAUAAAUAAAAAAAAAAUUGUACUAUUGAAACAAUUCAAUCAAAUCAAUAAAAUGAAAACAU